AUACGAAAAUGAAAGGAAAUAAAAAGGAAAGAAGGAGGUGGAUUCCUUACACAUAACGCAUCUCUUGGGUUCGGGUUCGGAGCUAGGUUCGGUCGUGUUAGACUUUGUGCGGAUAAGAACAACCUCUCUCACACACUCUCUCUCUCAUAUGUUUUCUCUCUCUAAGAAACACCAUCUACCGCCUCCAAGUCCUACAAGAACCCAUUCCCUCCCACACCGCCCCAACUCUUCCAAAAGCUCACUCUUUCUUCACAAAACAAACCUACCUCUGUUUUCUCUCUCUUCUUCUCUUAUUCUUCCAUAACAAUAAUACACUCUCCUCAACUUUCUCACAUUCACCACAAAGACACAAACUUUCUCCAAUCAGAGUCUUCAAGCUGGCGUUCGAGAACCAAGACAUCACUGUCAGAGAAAUCAAGCCCAAGAACAGAAGAAUCAUGGGAGCUGGAGGUCCUGAUGAUGAGGACAAUAGGUGGCCACCAUGGUUGAAGCCUCUGCUCAAAGAGAGUUUCUUUGUUCAAUGCAAGUUGCACGCUGAUUCGCACAAGAGUGAGUGCAAUAUGUACUGUUUGGAUUGUAUGAACGGUGCUUUAUGUUCUCUCUGCCUGGCUUACCACAAAGACCACCGUGCUAUCCAGAUAAGGAGGUCCUCAUACCAUGAUGUGAUAAGGGUGAAUGAGAUUCAGAAGGUUUUGGACAUCACAGGGGUCCAAACCUACAUUAUCAACAGCGCAAGGGUCGUGUUCUUGAACGAGAGGCCUCAGCCAAGGCCUGGUAAAGGUGUCACCAACACUUGUGAAGUCUGCGAGCGUAGCCUUCUUGAUUCCUACCGAUUCUGUUCUCUCGGUUGCAAGAUUGUUGGGACUUCAAGGAACUUCGAGAAGAAGAAAAAGUCAGCGGCAAUGGCAUCAGACUCAGAGGAUUCAUACAGCAGCAGCAGUAGCCAUGGGAAGAAGAAGAACAAGGUGCAGAGCUUCACUCCUUCGACGCCACCACCAACGUCAGUUAAUUACAGAACGGCCAAGAGAAGAAAGGGAAUUCCACAUCGUGCCCCAAUGGGAGGACUAAUCAUAGAAUACUAAACACUUAGUAGCUUUAGGUUAUUGCUAUGAUGCCCCUCAUCAUAUGUUUACUAAAAAAUGCAAGUUUCUCCGUGCAGUUUCACCAGUUCCAAUACCCGAGCUUUUUUCAGAAAAAGGCCGGUGCUGGAAGUGUCCCCUUCUCUGUUCCCUAGUGCUUAAUUGCGUUUGUGUAUAUAGGAAAAAUCCAAUAGAAGUGGAAAAGGUUGAGAAAGUAGAAAAUAAGACAUCCGUGAAAUAGUUUGAGAAAAAGAAUGGUGUAGCAAAAUAAGCAAGUUCCUCUCAACCCAAGUAAAAAAAGACCAUGAGGAACAUUAUAGGUUUGGUUUCUAGAGUAAUUAUACCUUAGUUUUGGGCUGGGAGGAGGUGUACAUAUUGCCUUAGUAAAGUGGUGGGGAAAAAGACAGUGACAAUGUACUCAUUACAAUUAGGUGGCUGUCUAUAUAUGGUAUGGUUAAAUAAUAAGAUUUUAUUAAAUUUUGUAUCUAGAUUUACUGCAAUUACAAUUCUGGAAUAAUAUAUUAAAUUAGUUUAUAAAAUUUUAACAUUUAUCAAUUUAAUGGUCAUAGUUAUAAAAAACAUUAUUUCAAUUUUUAAAAAUAUUAAAUGAUGAUAUUUUAAUUUUAAGAAUUAUAAAAGGAAAAAGUAAAAUUAUUAAUGUUCAUUAAUUCAAGGAUUAAAUAUGUAAAAGUAGUAAUUUUAAAGGCUAAUAUAUCAUAUUUUAAAGUGAAUUUGCUGAAUUUAACAUGUAAUAUUGGUAAUGGUGGUGGGAAAAGCUUAUGGGACCCAAUGGGACCCACUGGAGCCGGUUUACGUGGGGCUGGUCAAGGUUUUGGUCGCAGUCACGUCCACGUGUCACAACGUGAAUGGUUUCAGGAAAGCGAGACGUAUUGGAUGUCGAAAACAGAGAUUAGGCCAGCCGCCCUCAAUGAGAAAAAAAAAACAAAUAAUUUUGUGGGCGGUUCCGCAGAGGGGCGUGUUUGGUUUAAAGGUGGGACCCAGGGCUAGUUUAGAUCAACGGCUGCUGUUGAUUGCGAUUGGACGGGUGUUGAUGGGUGAGAUGAUCUGGGUUCUAAAAGAGGAAGGGGUUGGAAUCUUGGAUUGGGUUUUGCAAGGAAAGGGGAAGUUUCCAUGCGUAGCAAUUUGUUGAUGGGUCGUGUCAAGGAUAGUGGGGAUGGAAUCAAUCUAAAUGUGAUAUUUCCUUUCCCUACUUGAGUUGCUUCUGCUAACUUGACUCAAUUUAAUUGCUUAUUUGUAUUGGAGUUUCUUGUCACCCCUUGAGAGAGAGAGAGAGAGAGAGAGAGAGAGAGAGAGAGAGAGAGAAGGAACCUUGCUCCCUUGUCAUAGUCAAGGGUACAUUGCUGUAAUUUCAAUUGUUUCCCCAUGAAGAAUGUCCAAGAUUUUAUGGGAAUUAUUAUCACUUUGUUU
This is a messenger RNA of Abrus precatorius (Indian licorice), 2507 nucleotides long. RefSeq lists its product as uncharacterized. Lineage: Eukaryota; Viridiplantae; Streptophyta; Magnoliopsida; Fabales; Fabaceae. The transcript is spliced from 4 exons. Bases 438 to 1082 code for a protein of 214 amino acids. The record is from RefSeq and is a predicted model, not a curated record.